CAUCAAUUUGCUGCUUAGCUUAAGUUUAAUCGAUUGAAUUUGAUCGACUUUCGAUUGUUGGUGUGUUGGCAUUAUUCAUUUCAUUUUCUGGUUUGGCUUACCUGGUUUGAUUGUUUGUUUGGAUUGAUCAUAAUGAAAAUUUCCUUAGUAAUUUUAAUCAAUUUAUCAAUCUUUUUCAUAUUGAUUGAUGGAUUGAAAAUUCAAAAUCAUCACCACCAACAUCAUCUUUCAUUGGCACAACCAUUGUCGUUGAAAUAUAGCAAUUUUCAAGUAAAAUAUUUUCAACAAAAAGUUGAUCAUUUUAGUUAUUCAAAUAAUGAUACAUUUGAACAACGUUAUAUAAUCUCUACGGAACAUUGGAAAUCGCCAAAUGGUCCAAUUUGGUUUUAUGCCGGUAAUGAAGGUGAUAUAUUUACAUUUGCUAAUAAUACUGGUUUUAUGUGGGAUAAUGCAAAAAAAUUCAAUGCAAUGAUUAUAUUUAUGGAACAUCGUUAUUAUGGUGAAUCAAUGCCAUAUGGUAAAAAAUCAAUGCAAAAUUUAUCAAUGGCCGGUUAUUUAACUGUUGAACAAGCAUUAGCUGAUUAUGCUGAUUUUAUUGUUGAUAUUCAUAUGACUAUUAAUGGUGCACGAUCAAGUCCAGUUGUUAUAAUGGGUGGUAGUUAUGGUGGUAUGCUUGCAGCAUGGUUUCGUAUAAAAUAUCCACAUCUUUGUGUCGGUGCAUUAGCUGCAUCGGCACCAAUUCUACAAUUUCCCGAUAUUUAUGAUUGUGAAGGUUAUAAUCGUAUUGCAACAAAAGAUUUUACAAAUUAUUCACCAAAAUGUUCCGAAUCAAUAAGAAGAUCAUGGUCAGCAAUACGUCGUUUAGCUAAAACAAAUGAUGGACGAAAAUUUCUUUCCGAACAAUUUCAAUUAUGUGAAGAAUUUCCUGAACAACAAGUACAAACAUUGAUUGAUUGGAUAGCUAAUAUUUGGGGAACAUUACCGAUGAUUGAUUAUCCAAAUCCAGCUGAUUUUCUUUCAAAAUUACCAGCUUAUCCAAUCAAAGUUGUUUGUCAAUAUUUAACCGAACCAGAUUCAAAUGAUAAACAAUUAAUACAAUCAAUUGCAAAAGCUAUAUCCGUAUAUACAAAUUAUACAGGUGAUACUGAAUGUAAUAAAAUUAAUGAAUCAAAUGAUCGUUUAGGUACAAAUGCAUGGGAUUUUCAAGCAUGUACCGAAAUGGUUUUACCCGAAUGUUCAAACGGUGUUGAUGAUAUGUUUGAACCAGAAAAAUGGACAUUUGAUGAAUUUUCUGCCGGUUGUCGACAAAAAUAUGGUAUCAAUUCAGAUCGAUAUAAAGCAUUAAUAAUGUUUGGUGGUAAACAUAUUAGUCAUACAGCAACAAAUAUUAUAUUCAGUAAUGGUUUAAGAGAUCCAUGGAGUGCUGGUGGUGUACUUGAAACACUUUCCGAUACAUUGAUUGCAAUAAAAAUACCGGGUGCUUGUCAUCAUGAAGAUCUUCGUUCACAAGGACCAAAUGAUCCGAAAAUUUUAUUAGAAGCACGUGAACAAGAAUUACAGAUUAUUGGUGAUUGGUUACAAUCAUAUUAUGAACAAAAUCAAAUUGAAUUUAAAUUUUAAACAAAAACAUUUAUUUUUAUUUAUUUCAAUCUAAAAAAUGAAUG
Messenger RNA from Dermatophagoides pteronyssinus (European house dust mite), 1664 nucleotides. Its product is annotated as lysosomal Pro-X carboxypeptidase-like. The record is from RefSeq and is a predicted model, not a curated record. Gene Ontology annotation, molecular function: dipeptidyl-peptidase activity; serine-type exopeptidase activity. Gene Ontology annotation, biological process: regulation of blood vessel endothelial cell migration; negative regulation of systemic arterial blood pressure; proteolysis. NCBI's taxonomy places the organism in Eukaryota, Metazoa, Arthropoda, Arachnida, Sarcoptiformes, Pyroglyphidae.